UCGAGAAGCCUUUCCGUCCACCUACCACCAAGCAAAACCAACCUCACAAGCCAGACUCGCCGUCGGUUCCUCCCCGCGACCAUCGGAAGCAUCCUCUGCACAAAGGGCCCCGUCUUCUGCUCCUUUGCGUGGCUCUGUUCUACUUGUCCCCCCUCCUCUUGCAUCCCCCUCACCUCCCCAUAUCCCUUUUUUCGCUGAUUAUCCCCUGAACUACAUCUACUGUCCCGGGUUCGACCCCUGCUUCUUCUCGCAACAUCUCGGUUCAUUCUUCUAUUCAAAUCCACUUCGGUUUUUCAUUUACAAAAGAUGUCCUGGCAAGCUUAUGUUGAUACAAGUCUCGUCGGCUCUGGCCACAUCGAUAAGGCCGCCAUCUUCGACAACCAAGGCACCAGCGUUUGGGCAACGUCUGCCGGAUUCUCGGUCUCUCCGGCAGAGGUGAAAGUCAUCGUCGACUCCUUUAAUCCCGUAUCUGGCGAUGCGAUCAAGGAAGUGCAGUCCGGCGGAUUCUUCGUCGGUGGAGACAAAUACGUUGCUCUACGAUCAGACGAGUCUCGCCUCUAUGGCAAGAAGGGCAAAGAAGGCGUCGUGAUCGUGAAGACGAAAAAAGCUCUCCUCAUCGCACAUUACCCGGAAACCGUCCAACCCGGCGCCGCGACUAACACGGUGGAAACUCUCGGCGACUACCUCAUCGGAUUAGGUUAUUAGACAGACUUGCAUGAACCACUGGUCAUGAGUCAACAGUACAUAAUUGAGGCCCAAAUACGGCUUGUUUUCAUUGUCGCGAAUGCAAAACAGACGAUGUGCGAUUAAGCCCAGAUACAUCUAUUAGAAAAUUGAAUCUCUGGUUGACGGGGAUACUGGCUCCCGGUCCUUUUUAUAAUAUUUAUUUUAGUUCAAAUCAAUCCCAUAGGCAAGAUUGCUUGA
Molecule: messenger RNA, 924 nt
Organism: Coccidioides immitis RS
Lineage: Eukaryota; Fungi; Ascomycota; Eurotiomycetes; Onygenales; Onygenaceae
Product: profilin-1B
Exons: 5
Coding region: 307-705 (132 amino acids)
Cellular component (GO): cell cortex
Molecular function (GO): actin monomer binding
Source: RefSeq, a predicted model, not a curated record